Molecule: messenger RNA, 2377 nt
Organism: Oryctolagus cuniculus (rabbit)
Lineage: Eukaryota; Metazoa; Chordata; Mammalia; Lagomorpha; Leporidae
Gene: GPC2
Product: glypican 2
Biological process (GO): regulation of protein localization to membrane; smoothened signaling pathway; regulation of signal transduction
Cellular component (GO): extracellular region; cell surface; plasma membrane
Source: RefSeq, a predicted model, not a curated record
GCAGCUAUGUCCGCGCUGCGACUUCUUCUGCUUCUGCUGCUGCCUCUGUGUCCCGGUCCUGGCCCCGGACCCGGGAGCGAGGCAAAGGUCACCCGGAGUUGUGCAGAGACCCGGCAGGUGCUGGGGGCGCGGAGAUAUAGCUUAAACCUAAUCCCUUCCACCCUGAUCUCAGGUGAGCACCUCCGGGUCUGUCCCCAGGAGUACACCUGCUGUUCCAGUGAGACAGAGCAGAGGCUCAUCAGGGACACGGAGGCCACCUUCCGCGGCCUGGUGGAGGGUAGCGGCUCUUUCCUGGUCCACUCCCUGACUGCCCGGCACAGGAAAUUUAAUGAGUUUUUUCAGGAGAUGCUCUCAAUAUCCCAGCACUCCCUGGCCCAGCUCUUCUCCCACUCCUACGGCCGCCUGUAUGCCCAGCACGCCUCCAUAUUCAAUGGCCUGUUCUCUCAGCUGCGAGACUACUAUGCAAAGUCUGGUGAGGGGUUAGAUGACAUCUUGGCGGAUUUCUGGGCCCAGCUCCUGGAGAGAGCAUUCCCCCUGCUGCACCCCCAGCGCAGAUUCUCCCCUGACUUCCUGCUCUGCCUCACACGCCUGGCCUCAGCUACUGAUGGCUCUCUGCAUCCCUUCGGGGAUUCACCCCGCCGCCUCCGCCUGCAGAUAACCCGUUCCCUGGUGGCUGCCCGGGCCUUUGUCCAGGGCCUGGAGACUGGACGAAAUGUGGUCAGAGAAGCACUUAAGGUGCCGGUGUCCGAGAGCUGCAGCCAGGCUCUGAUGCGUCUGGUCGGCUGCCCCCUUUGCCGGGGAGUCCCCUCGCUUCUGCCCUGCAGGGGCUUCUGCCUCAACGUGGUCCACGGCUGUCUCAGCAACAGGGGACUGGAGCCUGACUGGGGGGACUACCUGGAUGGCCUCCUGCUCCUGGCCGAGAAGCUCCAGGGCCCUUUUUCCUUUGAGCUGGCAACUGAGUCCAUUGGGGUGAAGGUCUCCGAAGGUCUGAUGUAUCUGCAGGAGAACAGCGUGAAGGUGACAGAAAAGGCUUUUCAGCAAUGUGGGAACCCCCACCCGAUAUCGACCCGCCACCGCCGAGCCCCAGCGCCUCGGGAAGAGGUCGGCCGACCAUGGAGACCGGGCGCGGAGGAGGAGCGGCCCACGACGGCAGCAGGCACCAACAUGCAGCGCCUGGUGUGGGAGUUCCGCGAACGGCUGGGCCGGGCGCGGGGCUUCUGGACUGGACUGCCGACGACGGUGUGCGGGGACUCCCGCAUGGCAGUGGACAUCUCUCAGGAGGCGGCACCCUGCUGGACCGGGACUGGGCGGGGCCGGUAUCUGCCACCUGUGGUCGGGAGCUCCGUCGCCGAGCAGCUCAACAACCCCGAGCUGGAGGUGGAUGCCUCGGGUCCUGACCUGCCGACGCGGCGGCGGCGGCUGCAGCUCCGGGCAGCCACAGCCCGGAUGAAGGCGGCCGCGCUCGGGCACGACCUGGACAGGCACGACGACGAUGAGGAUGCCAGCGGCUCUGGUGGGGGACAGCAGUAUGCAGAUGACUGGAAGGCGGGGGCGGAAACCCUGACCCCGCUUGGCCGGCCUCUUCUCCCUCCUCGAAGAGAGGGCCCGGGGAGUAGAGGAGGCAGCUCCCGCUACAACCAGGGCAGGAGCAGGAGUGGGGGGACGUCUGUUGUUUUCCGCCCCCAGCCAGCCCUCAUCCUCUUCCCCUCAGCCCUGGCCCUGCUGGGGCCACGGUAACAGGGCAGGGGUGCCCUAGCAUUGGAAGCGUUGGCGCCUUCUCCCCUUCUCUUGGCUCAGCCAGAUCUGGGGAGGACUCGAAGGGGUUGCAGAGAGGGUGGAGGUGAGACCUUGCAGGUGAACGGCUGGGGCCCCAGAUGCAGGAGAUUCCCGCUGGGGGGUUGGGGGUGGGUGGGUGUUGACAAUAUUUAUUUUUUCAUUUGGUAACGGGUGGGGGGUGGGAGCCGGGGUAUUUAUUUAGGAAGGAGGUGUGCUCUCCAGCCCUCUAAGGCUGGGGCUUAAGAUCAACCUCUACGGGGAGAAACGGGGGUUUUAGAGUUGCAGUUGGGGGAUGGGGUUUUAAGGAAGUUGGAAGUGGGGGAGGGGUGGGGUUUUGGGCUGGGGCCCUUGGUGUCAGGAAGGGAGGAAGGUGGGUGCUGACUGGGCACAGGGCAGGGACUGGGAGAUGUGAGUAGGAGAUGAGGGUGUACGGGCUUGCGUUCCACGGAGUUGUUUUCAGCACCCGUUUCUUUAACUGAAGUACAGAUAUAGGGCUUGUCUCGUGGCUGCUGCUGCUGACAUCUGCACAAGCCCCUCAUUCCACGUUUCAGUGUUUGAAUCAGUGUUUGUUCUGCAAAUAAAUGAUACUUCGUGGACCCCA